Molecule: messenger RNA, 4576 nt
Organism: Ricinus communis (castor bean)
Lineage: Eukaryota; Viridiplantae; Streptophyta; Magnoliopsida; Malpighiales; Euphorbiaceae
Product: protein SHORT INTERNODES
Exons: 4
Coding region: 611-1864 (417 amino acids)
Biological process (GO): positive regulation of DNA-templated transcription
Cellular component (GO): nucleus
Molecular function (GO): DNA-binding transcription factor activity; DNA binding
Source: RefSeq, a predicted model, not a curated record
UAUAAAUUUAUUUCUUUUUUGUUCAGAGAGAGAGAGAGAGAGAGAGACGAGGCAUUGCAGAGGGAAGCUAAAAAAGCAACUGCAAACAAAUCAGAAGGAGAGGGAUGGGUUUGGGAGAGAGAGAGAAAGAGAAUUAAAUUUUUAACAAGAGAGAGACAGACACUGUCUAUGGCGGCGUUGCAGAGAAGAGAAACAACAGCAACGAAAACACCACCACCACCACCACCACCGCAGAAGCAGCAGCAGCAGCAGCAGUAGCAGUAGCAGCAGUGACAACAACAACAACAACAACAGCUGUAAUUCUGUGUUUUAGAAUUAAAUGACACACGCAGAGUAGAGACUAUACUGUCUUAGCAAGCAGCAAAGAAAGGAAAAAACUAAAGAAAACAUAUGAAAGAAUUUAGUAUAGCCACUCGCUAUUAGCUGCUGCAAAGCAAUUACCUUCUCAAGAACCCACCACUGUAGUGUGUACCAACAACUACUGAACUAACAACACCCCAAGAAGAAGAAGAAGAAGAAAGAAUUCAAUUCAAGAAAGUAAUAUUCUGGUCUGGGCUUUAAUGGAUUUGGGGUUACAAUUAAGGAUUGGGACAGGUUUACAGGAGGAAAAAUGGCUGGCCUGUUCUCAUUAGGUGGAGGAGGAGGAAGAGGAAGUAACCAAGAAGACGACCAACAACAUAAUAACAAUCCACCACCACCACCAACUGAAAUUCCACAAGAAAGCUGGUUUUGGUACAAAAAUGAAGAUGUACCUUACAAGGGUUUUGAGCUAUGGCAGCAGCAGCAGCAGCAACAACAAGAAUUUUUCCGUCACCAAAGUUUACAACAACAACAACAAGAUCUUUACUCUUCAGCUGCUGGGUUAGGAGUAGGACCCAGUAGAAGCUCAAUCAACUUUUCUGAUGAGUCAUCUUCAAGAUCAGCCUUUAUGAUGAUGAGGUCAAGCAGUGGUGGUAGUAGCAUGAGUUGUCAAGAUUGUGGCAAUCAAGCAAAGAAAGACUGUGUACACAUGCGGUGUAGAACUUGCUGCAAGAGCCGAGGAUUUGACUGCCAAACCCAUGUUAAAAGCACUUGGGUUCCUGCUUCUAAACGCCGAGAAAGACAACAACAACUAGUUGCUAUACAACAACAACAACACCAGCAACAGCAGCAGCAGCAGCAACAACAACAACAGAAUCCUAAAAGACUAAGAGAGAAUCCCACUUCUUCUUCUCUCGCCUGCACUCCUGCUACUAACACUCGCUUGCCCAACAACUCAUCAGGGUUAGAACUGGGUAAUUUCCCAUCAGAAGUAAGCUCUCCUGCUGUUUUUCGCUGUGUGAAAGUGAGUGGCAUUGAUGAAAAUGAUGACCAAUAUGCAUAUCAAACAGCUGUUAACAUUGGUGGUCAUGUUUUCAAAGGAAUUCUUUAUGAUCAUGGCCCUGAAAGCACUUAUAUGCCAGCCGCUGAAACCUCCUCCGGUGGUGGUAGUGGUGGUGGACUUCAACCCCUUAACUUGAUCACAGCCACCGCAUCAGCUGCAAUCUCUCCUGGUGGUGGUGGCGGUGGAGUAACGUCUGCUUCAUCUGGUGCAGCAGUAGGAUUUUUAGAUCCUUCCUCUCUAUACCCAACUCCACUCAAUACCUUCAUGGCUGCAGAGACAUACUUUGUGGAAAAGUCUGGCCUGCUGUUUCUGUCAUCAGAAAGAAGAAUCCUACAUGAUGUUUUCAGCAGAGAAAAUAAUCCUAAUUCCAUGAAGGACAUUUCCAUUUUGGGGAAAGUAAUGAGCUGGGGAUUGGAUUUGGUCCUACUGAUUAGCUUAAGACUUUAUGUGAACUUGUCAACUUCUACAAGAACUAAUUUUGCUACUAUGGAUUCUUUAUGAAGCUUUCAUGAUUUUGAUGUGUUGCUUCUUUAAGGUUUAAAAGUUUGUUUAUGAUUGUGUUUUAGAGAAUAAAACAUAAUUAUAGUGUCUGAAAGUCAGCUGUGAGUUAACUCUAAUUAGUUCAAUUUCAAUGUUUAUAUGAAUUAAUAAGCAUCUGCUGCAUUAUGCUUUUCCCUAUUUUGGUAAGAUUCUGAGAUCUCUUAAAAUAUAACACUCUUCUAAAUCAUGUCCGAAAAUUUAGUAAAAGUCCAUCACGUGUCCCCAUUGUUAAAAAAAAUAAGUAUAUUGUUGGUCUGCCACAUGAUACAUGAGAGGGAAACAAUAGGAAAGCUUAGAAAUAAUUAAUGAAUGCAGUACAACAUAAUAGACUUGUAUCCAUGUGAGCACCUAUUAGAAAUCUUGCAAUGUAAAUAAAGCUUGGUUAACCAUGUUUCAUUCAUUUUGGAGACUUUUUUUUCAGAGUAAUGACAAAGAAACCAUAAAUAUGGUGGAUCUUGGCUUUGGAUAUCUUCAUGUGCAUAAAUUUUUCAGCAUAUUUUUUGAAGAAAUCUAGGGCCUACAACAGUAUGCAGUCAUUCCAUUGUUUUCAUGCUUGCAUUAUACUAUUCUCUAGUUUGAUGUUUUCUUGUUCUCGUAUACUAAUUUGGGAAUCUUGGUCUCUUUUCUUGUUCUUGCAUACUAUUCCCCAGCCUGAUGUUUCCAGCAUGCACACUUCUUCCUGUAACAGAUAUGGCUUUCACUUUGAAGGUUGAGCAUAAUGCUUAUGAUAAUUUUCAUUUUCUGAGCGAAUGCUGUUGAGUCUAUGCAGGAAGUGUCAUGCACUUUCACAAGGAAUAGAUAUGAAAGACCAAGUCUUUUGAAAGGAAAGCCUAAAUCUCUGAGUUUCAAAUUGAAUGUCUUAGAUUAAGCUCUUCUGGUUCAAUUUUUGGUUUAAUGCAUUUAUAAGCAUAUGGACAUGAAUUUUCUACUACAUGCACAAUCAUGAAAGCACAAUUCUGUUUGGAAACUCUAAAAAUGCAAGAACUUGAUUCAAUCGAACUCUUUUUAGUGAAUUUUCAUGUUCGGAAUGCUUAGCUAUUUGAACUUUAAAGAAAAAGAAAAAACAAAAGACAAUUUGCAAGAAAUGAGAUCAUGGCAUUCAAUUGAAUUCUUGCACAUGUUCUUUUCUUGUUCCAAACAAGGACAUACACAUGCAAGAUUGAAGAAUAUAUAGUAUGCUUUUGUAAGCUUUGAAUUUCAAAGUAAUCAUUAGGUUUAUGAAUGCAUAUCUUCUGCAAGUCAUUUUGAUACCUAGUUCAAAAUUUUUUUGUACUGUUUGUAUUUAAGCUCCCCUAUCUGCAAUCUGUAUGUCUCUUAUGCAACCAUUCAAACAAGACUCACCUCUUUUAUUCUUAUUUUUGUUUUAAGUGAUUGAUGAUUUAAUUUCAUUAACAAAUUAAUUCAGCCAUUGCUUUAAAUUACUUUAUCUGUGGAGCUCAAUGCUGUGAUAUAUAAUUAGUAUACUGGCUUAUUUUGUAUAGCUAAGCUAAUCUGUUCCUUCUUUUUUUUUUUUUUUUUCUCAUUAUUAUUUCCUAGUUUAAGAAGAUUGUGGGUAGUUGUUUCAUUUGUAGCAUCUAUGGUUUGAGCAGAAGUAGCAGCAACAUAGUAGUACAAGCUGGAAUUGGAACCUAAUAUAGUAAAGGCAAAUCCCAAGCAAAGAAUAUAAUAUAUUGUUUGUGGGUAUGAAUGUAUGUGUAAUUUUAUUACUUCUCUUUCCCAAUGCCAAAAGUAUUCCCACAAACUUUGAGCAGAGAGAGAGAGAGAGAGAGAUGUUAAUUAUGAGAAUGACCUCAUGCUCAGGAAAACCUUCCACUUUUCUCGGAUUCUCAUGUUUUCCUUGAGCAACGCAAAGGGAAAUUCCAUGUCUCUAAUUCCCUAACAUACCUAAAGCAAAUUUUUUUCUGCUUCCACAUUCUCUCCUCUCUCUCUCUCUCUCUCUCUCUCUAUAUAUAUAUAUAUAUAUAUAUAUAUAUAUUUUUUUCUUUGAAAAGAAAAUGAAAAACAAGCUUUAACAAGUAGGGCUGUGUAAAGAUUACCAACCUUAAUUGUUUCCCAUCUUCAUUCUGUCGUGUUAUAUAGGCUGUCAUUUGCAACGACUGUUGCUUCUUGUUAACUUCUUUCAGGCCUUCUUCACCAACUAGCUCUGCCAUGCCAUGUCUUAAGCUAUUGUCUGCACACCCUUUUGCUGCCCAUCACUUUAUAAAAAAAAGGAACCGAGAAAAACCUUGAUUGGGUUCUGAAACAUGUUUAUUACUUGGAAGUAUAUGCUACAAAAAGAAGUUAGACAUCUAAAAGCUACUCGGUCAGAGAAAAAAAGGAAAAGAAAAGAAAGAGGGAAAGAGAAGAAAAGGAGGGAAACAAAUAUAGCAAUGAUUAAGCAUAGACAAGGCGAUAGAAUACUAGGGUUUGUUAUUGCAUUAGGACACUGUGUAAUGUGUGUGUAUGAAUACAGAUAGGUGGUUCAGGAAAUUUGUUCUUGGGAUAGUAGCUAAUGUAGAGUGAGGCUAAGAUUUUCUUUAUAUACAUAAGAAUCUGCCAUCAGUACCAUGUAUAUAUCUAAUGCAUAAUGCAUUUACUGAUUUGUGGGCAUAAUUGAAGUGGUCCCAAAACAGUCAGUCCAAUUACUAUAAUCUAUAAGCCCUUAUUUAAAAUCCAAUUAAAAACAUUACUUUU